Molecule: messenger RNA, 1133 nt
Organism: Anopheles cruzii
Lineage: Eukaryota; Metazoa; Arthropoda; Insecta; Diptera; Culicidae
Gene: Rsf1
Product: RNA-binding protein Rsf1
Exons: 1
Coding region: 1-702 (233 amino acids)
Molecular function (GO): RNA binding
Source: RefSeq, a predicted model, not a curated record
AUGGGCGAUCAGAAGGGCACGCGCGUCUACGUCGGCAACCUCACCGAUAAAGUGAAGAAGGAGGAUCUCGAGGGCGAAUUCACCAAGUACGGUAAAUUGAACUCUGUCUGGGUAGCUUUCAAUCCGCCAGGUUUUGCGUUCAUUGAGUUCGAAAUCAAGGAAGAAGCGGAAACGGCCUGCGACAAUCUGAACGGCCAGGACAUACUCGGCUCGAAGCUGCGCGUCGAAAUUUCCAAAGGCCGCCGCAAUCCGCGGGGCGCCACGCGCGGUUUUGGCCGCGGACCGCCCAGCCGCAACGGUGGGGGAAGUGGUGGAAGUAGCGGCACGGGCGGUAGCAGCAGCUUCCGCAAUGGAUCCCGCGGCGGGUUCCGCGAUGGGUCCAGCUAUCGGAGCGGCAGCGGCGGUGGCGGUGGCAGCGGAAGUGGCAGCUUCCGCGGUGGCAGUCGCAGCUCCGGGCGAUUCGACGGCGGAUACGGUAGCAGUGGCGGUGGCGGCGGCGGCGGUGGUGGUGGCGGACGCUCGACCGGUGGCUACAGUCGCGACGGUGGACGCGAUGGGGGCUACGGUAGCAGCAGCGGAAGCUUCGGCGGUGGCUAUGGCGGUGGUGGCCGCAGUGGUGGUGGCGGAGGCGGCAGCGGUGGCGGUGGUGGCGGUGGCCGCUUCCGCUCGCGAUCACCGGUUGGGGCACGCGGUCGGUACUAGAGAGAGAAGGGAAGUAGUACAGAGCAAACCCGCACAAAACACGAAAUGGGGACAUCCUUGGUCUCUCCCUCCCCGGUUUGACACAUUCUCUCGGUGAUUCGGUGUCUGCUCAAUCGUCAUCCCGGAAGUAGCAAAAGUGCGUCACCGAUGGGACGCAAGAACAUUUUUGGUAGCAUUUAAGAAGGCACGAAAACAAAAACCACACACUGUACAUUUUGUAGUCAUACGAGGAAAAGCGGGAGGGAUGGAGGCCUUUCUAAGUUUUCCCUCAACGCAAGACGCAUUUUCGUUCAUUUUCCCCGUUCAUCAUCACCACUAUUCCCGUUUGGCAUGGAAUAGUUUUAUUUUUAGUUUAAACCCCUCGGGAUUGGGCGCAUCGCUCGCCGUAUCCCUCGGUAUUAAGUUUAUUUUAAGAAAAUGCGACAGGUAGU